AUGGCCAAGUGGCUCCGGGACUAUCUGAGCUUUGGCGGCCGGAAGCCUCCGCCGCAGCCGCCCACCCCCGACUACACAGAGAGCGAUAUCCUUCGGGCUUACCGGGAGCAGAAGGACCUGGACUUCGAGGAUCCCUACGAGGACGCCGAUGGCCGCCCCGAGUCGGAGCCCGCAGGGCCGGUGGACUCCAAGUACGACUCUCCCAGGCACCGGCUGAUCAAAGUGGAGGCUGCAGACAUGGCCAGAGCCAAGGCCCUCCUGGGCAGCCCUGGGGAGGAGCCCGAAGCAGACACUGAGUACGCAGAUCCUUUUGACGCCCAGCCUCAGCCGCCAGCUCUGGAUGAUGGGUACAUGGAGCCCUAUGAUUCCCAGACCGGCUCGGGUGAACGGCCAAGUAGAGCUGUCCAGCUUUACGAUACUCCAUAUGAGGAGCAAGAUGCAGAGCCGGAAGAUGGAACGACUUCUGGCCAGAGUCGGCUGCCCCUGGAGGAUGAGAGGCCGGCGGAUGAAUAUGACCAGCCUUGGGAAUGGAAGAAAGAUCAUAUCUCCAGGGCCUUCGCAGUACAGUUUGAUGGCCCUGACUGGGAACGGACCCCAGGAUCGACCAAGGACGGCCGGAGACCGCAGCCUGCGGAGCGCGUGGAUGCGACUCUGGCCCUGGAGAAGCAGCCGUGGUUUCAUGGCCCCCUGAGCCGUGCAGAGGCCGAGAACCUUUUGUCCCUCUGCAAGGAAGGCAGCUACCUAGUGCGGCUCAGUGAGACCAGGGCUCAGGACUGCAUCCUGUCCCUCAGGAGCAGUCAGGGUUCCAUGCACCUGAAGUUCGCGCGGACCCGGGAGAACCAGGUGGUGCUGGGCCAGCACAGCGGGCCCUUCCCCAGCGUGCCCGAGCUGGUCCUGCAUUACAGUGCCCGCCCGCUGCCUGUGCAGGGUGCAGAGCACCUGGCACUGCUCUACCCUGUCACCGGCAGCCAGAGCCCCUGA
Arvicola amphibius (Eurasian water vole) is the source of this 981-nucleotide messenger RNA. It is a transcript of the gene Shd, whose product is annotated as Src homology 2 domain containing transforming protein D. Gene Ontology annotation, molecular function: phosphotyrosine residue binding. NCBI's taxonomy places the organism in Eukaryota, Metazoa, Chordata, Mammalia, Rodentia, Cricetidae. The record is from RefSeq and is a predicted model, not a curated record. Bases 1 to 981 code for a protein of 326 amino acids. The transcript is spliced from 6 exons.